AUGAAUGAAAGCAGUGAAAAGCUCAACAGUUCUCUCAUUCUUCCUUUCAGUAAGGACUAUGAGUUCUGUUCAAAUGGCGUUUAUUUCUAUUGUGGAAAGAUGGGGUCAGGAAAGACAUUUAACCUCAUUCGUCAUAUUCUUAUAACAGAACGUUUAGGAAAUGACUCAUAUUAUGACCAAAUCAUUAUAUCAGCAACUUCAGACUCUAUGGACUCAACAGCGAAAACAUUUAUGUCAAAAGUUCAAGCCUCUGUCGUUAAAGUUCCAGACAGUGAACUCAUUGAAUUUCUUCAAAGUUACAUUCGACGUAAGAGGAAAUAUUAUGCCAUCGUUGAAUUUAUACAGUCAGGAAUGCAAAAGACUUCUGAGGAGAUGGAA
Molecule: messenger RNA, 378 nt
Organism: Trichomonas vaginalis G3
Lineage: Eukaryota; Parabasalia; Trichomonadida; Trichomonadidae
Exons: 1
Source: RefSeq, a predicted model, not a curated record